Acytostelium subglobosum LB1 is the source of this 1137-nucleotide messenger RNA. RefSeq lists its product as hypothetical. The annotation marks the transcript as partial. Gene Ontology annotation, cellular component: cytosol. Gene Ontology annotation, biological process: iron-sulfur cluster assembly. The record is from RefSeq and is a predicted model, not a curated record. Gene Ontology annotation, molecular function: iron-sulfur cluster binding; ATP binding; ATP-dependent FeS chaperone activity. The transcript is spliced from 3 exons. NCBI's taxonomy places the organism in Eukaryota, Evosea, Eumycetozoa, Acytosteliales, Acytosteliaceae.
AUGUCAGGUUGUGGUAAAUCACAAUGUUGUGGAGGUGGAGGAUGUGGAAAACAACAACAACAACAGCCUGCAACUGCAGCACAAUCACAAGAGGCAUCAACGCCAAAGCCAACUAUACUACCACCUGCUGAUACAUUGAUUGCAAGUGAUUCAGUGGAGAUAAAGUAUGGAGCAACAGAUCAAAUGGUUGCAUUCAAAGGAUGUCCAUCUUCACAACAAUCAGUCGGUGGCGAAUCAGUCUGUCAAAGCUGUCCCGGCAAAGACACAUGUAGUUCACAAUCAGCAAACACUGAUAAGAGAUCAAUUGAUAUAAGAAUGAAAGUUAUAAAGCAUAAGAUAUUUAUAAUGUCUGGAAAGGGAGGUGUUGGAAAGAGUUCAAUUGCUUCUUUGUUGGCAUAUUCAUUGGCGAGUAGAUCAAAGAAGGUGGCGAUAUUGGAUGUUGAUAUAUGUGGACCAUCAAUUCCAAAGUUGAUGGCUGUCGAGGGUCAGUCCAUCGUGAACUCGGAUGCUGGAUGGCUGCCGCUCAAACCCACAAAUGGACACGAUGACAACAUUCGAGUCAUGUCCAUUGGUUCAAUGCUGGCAUCACAAGACGCCAGUGUGGUGUGGCGUGGACCGAGGAAGACCAACAUCAUCAACAGAUUCCUAAAGGAUACGUACUGGGGUCGUCAGGACUUUCUCUUGGUGGACACGCCACCAGGCACCAGCGACGAGCAUCUGUCCAUCGUCACGGCACUGUCCAGUUGCAAGCCGGAUGGUGCAGUCAUUGUAACAUCACCACAGAACCUAUCAGUGGACACUGUCAAACGCGAGAUCACCUUUUGUAAAAAGAUGGGCGUUCCAAUACUUGGCAUCGUUGAGAACCUCAGUGGAUAUGCUUGUCCAUGCUGUGAUGAAGUGACCGAUAUAUUCAGCAGUGAUGGUGGCAUUAAGCUUGCUGCCCAAUUCAACAUACCAUUCCUGGGCAAAGUACCAAUCGAUACUAAUAUUGGACACUGUAUGGAGAAUGGUAAAUGUUUGAUUUGUGAUUGUCCCAACUCAUCUGGUGCCAAGUCAAUACAGUCCAUCACUGACAAGUUGUUGGACAUACUUAGUGGCGGAGCAGGAGUGUCCACGGCAACACCAUCCAACAACACU